Messenger RNA from Dictyostelium purpureum, 297 nucleotides. RefSeq lists its product as uncharacterized. NCBI's taxonomy places the organism in Eukaryota, Evosea, Eumycetozoa, Dictyosteliales, Dictyosteliaceae. The record is from RefSeq and is a predicted model, not a curated record. Bases 1 to 297 code for a protein of 98 amino acids. The transcript is spliced from 2 exons.
AUGUCAUCAUCAACAUCACCAAGAACAAAUGAAAGUAGAAGACCACCUCCAACAAUGUGCGAUAAUGUUAGAGCUGCAUCUUUGAAAUGUUCUGAACAAUUUUCAAAAUUCGAGUGCAAAGUAUUUUUUGAAGCUGCAACUAAAUGCAGAUCUACAAAAAUCAAAUUGGAAGACGAAGAAAAAGAAAUUAAAAAAUAUUUAAAGGGGGAUUUAACAGAUUUGCAAAGAAGCUCAUUAGAAAAUAGGCUUGAAGAAAUUAAUAAAACCAAAUCAACACAAUUUCCUGUACCAAUUUAA